GGACCGCGCUCCCUUCAUCUUCACGUCAGAGAUGGAGUAUUUCAUCACAGAAGGUGGAAAAAACCCACAGCGUUUUCAAGAGUUUGUGGAGCUUUGUGGUCGAGCUUAUAAUAUAGUCCGGAAACACAGCCAGUUACUCUUGAAACUCCUGGAGAUGAUGCUGCAUGCAGGAUUGCCCGAGCUAAACAGCAUUCAGGAUCUGAAGUAUGUGUAUGAUAACCUCCGUCCUCAGGACUCAGACCUCCAGGCUACAAGCUACUUUACAAGGAAAAUAAAGGAAAGUUUGGAGUGCUUUCCCGUUAAACUCAAUAACUUGAUCCACACGCUUGUACAGAUGACAGCGACAGGCUCUGCAAAGCCUCCAGCUCCAGAGACUGUCCCCCAAGAAUGGAUGAUGCUGGACACACAGAAGUCAAUCGCAAGAGCCACCAUUUUGGGGUUCAACAAAAAGUCUGACUCUCUGUAUCUAGUCCAGGUGGUGCAAACCUGCAACGUGGUCACUUUUGUGGAAAAAUCAUUUGACCAGUUCUCAAAACUUCACAGCCAUCUCCAGAAGCAAUUUCCAUCACAUGCCCUCCCAGAGUUUCCCCACUCAAGGCAUUUACCUUUUACAGAUCUUGAACAUAGAAGGGUGAAGGAUUUGAAUCUUUAUCUGAAACAGCUAUUAAGUGGACCCAGGAAACUGGCUAAUGUGAGCGCUUCCAGUCCUCAGACAACUGAUCAUAAGCCUGGAGUGCAAUUAGUCAUAUCCUAUGAGAGCACCCGUCUGACAAUAAUGUUGAAACACAUGAGGAACAUUCACCUCCCAGAUGGCUCUGUGCCAAGUGCACACGCUGAAUUUUAUCUUCUGCCAGAUCCUUAUGAGGUCAGUCGAAGGAAAACAAGAACAGCUCCAAAAAGCUCUGACCCUACUUACAAUGAAAUUGUUGUGUACGACAAAGUCACAGAGCUCAAAGGCCAUGUACUGAAGCUUGUUGUGAAAAGCAAAGGAACAUUUGUGGGAGCUGUUAACAUUCAACUGAGCAGUGUCCAGUUAAAUGAAGAAAAGUGGUAUCCACUGGGAAACAGUGUAAUUUAA
Messenger RNA from Pelecanus crispus (Dalmatian pelican), 1078 nucleotides. NCBI's taxonomy places the organism in Eukaryota, Metazoa, Chordata, Aves, Pelecaniformes, Pelecanidae. The record is from RefSeq and is a predicted model, not a curated record.